CCUCUACAGCCUCUCCCCUCCCCUCCCCACCCUUGUGGGGGCUGGUGCAGGCACCAGCAGGGCCACUCUGGGCAGCUGGGUGAAGGCCCAUGUGGGCAGGCCUCCCCAGCGGCGGCUGCCUUCUCCCUGGACCCCACAGCAGGCCUGCACGCUUCACUUUCAGGUUUCUCAAGCGCCUUCCUUCUCUUGUCUGCUUCCCCAUCUGCCAGGUUUCCAUCUUCCUGUUUCCCUUCCUGGGCUGCUGGCAGUGAGGGGCUGUGCCUGGUGGGCCCGUGGAGAUGCUCAGUGCUCUGGAUCGCCGGGACCGGCCCCCUGAAGAGGGGGCAGCCGCAGGGCUCCAGGGCUUCGCUGUGGACAAGACCUUCCUCUCCUCCCUCAAAGGCAUCCUGCUGGAAACUGAGCUGGCCCUGACCUUCAUCAUCUUCAUCUGCUUCACGGCCUCCAUCUCCGCCUACAUGGCCGCCGCACUGCUCGAGCUCUUCAUCACCCUCGCCUUCCUCUUCCUCUACGCCACCCAGUACUACCAGCGCUUCGAUCGGCUGAACUGGCCCUGUCUGGACUUCCUCCGCUGUGUCAGUGCCAUCAUCAUCUUCCUGGUGGUCUCCUUUGCAGCUGUGACCUCCCGGGAUGGAGCGGCCAUUGCUGCUUUUGUUUUUGGCAUCAUCCUGGUUUCCGUCUUUGCCUACGAUGCCUUCAAGAUCUACCGGACUGAGAUCGUGCCCAGGGCCACUCAGGGGGACCAGCAGUGACCCAGGACUACAGCCGGAGCAAGGGGACAGUGGAGCUCAGGCACAUCUCUCUUGGAUUCACUAGCCCCCUAGCCCACUGUCCCCACCCCAGAUCGACAGAGAUGGAGACUGGCCUGAGAAGUCACGUGGACCUGUUUGUGGGCCUGGUGCUCUAAGAUCCGACUCCUGAGGAAGCUGGGCUGAAGAGGGGUGUUAUGGAGAGAGGAGUGGGUAGGAGGAAGCUGGUCAUUUCCAAAUUAAAAGAUUCAAAUCCUA
Molecule: messenger RNA, 1004 nt
Organism: Myotis brandtii (Brandt's bat)
Lineage: Eukaryota; Metazoa; Chordata; Mammalia; Chiroptera; Vespertilionidae
Gene: CMTM5
Product: CKLF-like MARVEL transmembrane domain containing 5
Exons: 5
Coding region: 279-749 (156 amino acids)
Cellular component (GO): membrane
Source: RefSeq, a predicted model, not a curated record